Nezara viridula (southern green stink bug) is the source of this 1327-nucleotide messenger RNA. NCBI's taxonomy places the organism in Eukaryota, Metazoa, Arthropoda, Insecta, Hemiptera, Pentatomidae. The record is from the annotation of a GenBank genome assembly.
GUCAUUCCUUCGUCUUAUCAAUUUUAUUAUGAUAAGACAUACACUGUUUGUAUUAGGACAUUUUAAAAUGUACUGAUCAUUUCCAAAUUUUGGUUUUUGAAUCUACCUUUAAUUUUAUUUUUAAUUUAUGGAGUUAUUUAUUUCCAAUUUACAUAGAGCAAUCUUUCCUAAAGGAAAUGUCAGUAGAAUUGCUGCCUCUCAUUUUUCAACUAGAUCAGAAGUAGCUAAUUGUUUUGUUACUUUGGGUGUUCCAAUUAAUAGUGAUCAAGAGACAGUCAGGUUAGCUUUUAUAGAAUUAGUGAAAAAAUACCAUCCAGAUAGUAAGUCUCCAUAUGCAAAUGCUGUCAAAUUUCAAGAAGUAGAAGAUGCAUACAGGAAAUUACAGGAUAAAUUCGCUAAAGAUAGAUUCAAUGUUAAUGAAGGACUAGGAGAGUAUGGUUUAUAUUAUGAAGAAAAGGGGGAAGUGGAACAUCCUGAUAUUGAACAUACUGCUCCCCAACAUAGACAAUACUUGAGCUAUGAUGGCUUAGGUUCAGGAACACCAUUUCAGAGGUUCAAGCAGUAUAAUGUUCAUAAAGCAGCGAAGGCAGUUGAAAAUGUCACUCAAUACAGAAUUAAUAAGUUAUCAGAAGAAAAUCCUGAAUGUAAGCAAGUGAUGAAAAAAGAAAGCAAAAAAAAAGUCAAAGACAUAAGAACUGGAUUUGGCAUGGACCGUCUUGUUGAAGAUCUGAUUCAAGAAUCUAUUUCAAGAGGAGAAUUUGACAAUCUAUCAGGAAGUGGAAAACCUUUGAAACCUACUACCACUGAAAACAAUCCAUAUGUUGAUUUUGUUACUCAUAAAAUGAAUCAGGUCCUGAUAGAGAAUGGAUUUACUCCAACAUGGAUAACUUUGCAAAAAGAAAUAAGGGAAAGCACAGAAGAACUGCGGAAAAGAUUAUUUAAACUGAGGGAAACCAUGGGACCCGUUCCUUUAACGGAAAAAGAAGACCACUACUGGCAGCAAAUAACAACAAUACUUAGUGAUGAAGUAAAACAGAUAAAUGGAAAAAUAGAUACCUAUAAUUUGUUGGUGCCACUUCUUCACCAACAAAUGCUCCAUCUUAAUAUAAAAAAGGAGUCUGAUGAAGCUUUGUAUAAAGGGUCAUAUAAAAAAGUGCAAGUUGUAGAAAUGAAAAAUAAUGAAGAAGAAAAUACAAGGAAGAAGAAAGGUCUGCACAGAUUUCUCACUUCAAUUUUUCGGUAGUGACGUAAUUAAGUCCAGUAUGCUACUUGCUAGUAUAUUCUAUUAGUAAAACAUGUAUUUUAAUAAAAUUUGUAAGAUAAAAUA